GAGACUGAAAAUGCUGAGCUCGUGAAGGAGACACUUUCACAGACGAAUACAACUCCAGGGAGUUCUAUAAUUGCGGCAAUUCCAUCUACGAUGGCCAACUUCGGACAACCAAGAAUCCACAAUCCUCAGAUCCCAGGACGUGAAACUACUGUGCCCCCUGCCGUUGGUUUGCCAGCUGCUGCAACCUCCAGAACAUCUGUCAAUGACGCUCCAACUCCUGCAGCGACGUGCACACCUCAAAUCCCUGCACGUGGACCUACUCUACAAGCUGCAGAAAAUCCUCUACCAGAAGCUGCAAACUACAAAGCGUCAGUGGAUGCCACAGCAGUUCACACAGUCACAUCCAAACAGCGAUUGCAAAGGCAUGAAAAGACUCUUCCACCGCCCUUGAUUGCGUUGCCAUCUGCUACAACCGCCAAUGCCGCUCCAGCACAUGGAGUGUCAGGCAGAGGGCAAUUGCAAGAG
Messenger RNA from Gryllus bimaculatus (two-spotted cricket), 465 nucleotides. The record is from the annotation of a GenBank genome assembly. Lineage: Eukaryota; Metazoa; Arthropoda; Insecta; Orthoptera; Gryllidae.